Molecule: messenger RNA, 999 nt
Organism: Pieris macdunnoughi
Lineage: Eukaryota; Metazoa; Arthropoda; Insecta; Lepidoptera; Pieridae
Source: the annotation of a GenBank genome assembly
AUGGACGCGGAGCUUAUCGAAGUGAGAAAGAGCAAUAAAAGGAAAGUGAUUGUAUCGAAUGAAACAAAGUCGAACCUGACGCACCUGCCUCGACACGAGUACGUGCCGGGGAUCGGUAUGGGCGUCGCGAAGUGCCCCUACGACCCGGCGGACAACUCCACGGCGCUGUGGGUGGAAAAAGGCAACCCUGGCUCACUGCCCGCUUUGUACUCCGGCACCAACGCCGAAUUCACAAAGGCUGACACGGUCAUUUUUAGAACCGACCUACACAACCUUACUACGGGCAGACGGGAGUUUUCCUUCAAGCGAACUCUCAAAUACGAUUCCAAAUGGCUGGACAAACCGAACUUCGUUGGAUCCUUCGACGUUGGCGAAUACGUCUUGUUCUUCUUUCGUGAGACAGCGGUAGAAUACAUAAACUGUGGAAAGGCAGUCUACUCCCGAGUAGCAAGAGUCUGCAAACGUGAUACUGGGGGCAAGAAUAUACUCAGCCAGAACUGGGCUACUUAUCUGAAAGCCAGACUCAACUGCAGUAUUCCUGGAGAGUUUCCAUUCUACUUUAAUGAAAUACAAAGCAUUUACAAAGUACCUGGUGACGAUAACCGCUUCUAUGGAGUCUUCACCACCGCAUCCACUGGUCUGAUGGGAUCCGCAAUAUGCACUUUUACAAUAGGAGACAUCCAAAAAGCAUUUGAGGGUAAAUUCAAGGAGCAAGCCACGUCUAGCUCCGCCUGGCUGCCAGUUAUCAGCAGCAAAGUACCAGAACCCAGACCUGGCACCUGCGUCAAUGACACCUCGUCGUUGCCGGACACUGUUCUUAAUUUUAUACGAUCCCACCCGUUGAUGGAUAGCGCUGUGUCUCAUGAACACGAAAAGCCGAUUUACUACAAACGAGACCUGUUCUUCACGAGGCUGGUGGUAGACCGCGUCAAGGUGGACAUGAUGGGCCAUCAAUUGGAUUACACAGUCUACUAUGCUGGAACAAGUAAGUUAUAUUGA